AUAAAGAAAGAAGAGAAGAUAAGUAUGUACAGCUAUCUCAUUGUGCCAAGUUUGAGGUUCAAACGCCUUUUCUCCUUCUCUGUGAGGACGCUCAGACGAUCAAGGCAUCUGAUCGUCCCAUCGCCCAUCGCCUAUCUACCUCCGACAACAAAUCUGCUCAACCUCCUCCCUUCCCUUGUCUCGAAUGGCUCCUGAAAUGGCUUCCUCAAUACUUGCAAUGUACUUGUCACUGUCGGAGAGCCGCUGCAGGAGGACAAAUGACUCUAUUGAUGUUGGGCUGGUGUAGAAGCACAUUUGCCUCGACUCCUCAUCUGGGUUUCCUUUCAUCGGCACCGUUGGGUUCUUCUUCCACAGUCUCCGUUUCUUCUCCUCGCCCUAGCCCGAGCCAGAAAAUCAAAGCGGUUUCAGUCUCUUCUUCCCAACAAUCGCAAUCAGAACCAGUCCGAUCUCAAAAACCCAUCAGGUCCAGCUUACAAGCUCUAAGUGCAGAGAAAGAUUCAUUGUGCGUUCCAAAUACAGCAGAAAUGGGAGUUCAUAAGGAGCUGGUAACAGAGAGAUAUGCAGUGGUUACAGGUGCAAACAAAGGGAUAGGUCUAGAAAUCAGUCGACAGUUGGCACAGGAAGGUAUUACGGUGAUUUUAACGGCCAGAGAUGAGAAAAGGGGGAUGGAAGCGACAGAAUCACUCAUGAAAUCAGAGCUAUCAAAUGUUGUUUUCCAUCAGCUUGAUGUUCUAGAUCCAGCUAGCGUGGAGUCUCUGGCUAAAUUUGUGGAAACCCAGUUUGGGAGACUUGAUAUACUGGUAAAUAAUGCGGGAGCAUCUGGAGUUGUAGUUGAUGUUGAUGGUUUAAAAGCCUUAAACAUUGAUCCUGUCUCAUGGCUCUCAGGCAAGGCAACCAAUUUGGUGCAAGGAGUGAUACAGCAAACAUAUGAGAAAGCAGAAGAAUGCCUUAACACCAACUACUAUGGCUGUAAGAGAGUCACAGAGGCUCUUCUCCCACUCCUCCAGCAUUCAGUGACGGGAGCAAGGAUUGUAAAUGUGUCUUCACUGAGGUCAGAGCUAAAGAGGAUCCCCAAUGAAGCAAUACGAAGUGAACUAGGUAACUUGGAAACCUUAACAGAAGAAAAAUUGGAUGGAAUACUGCACAAGUUUCUACAUGAUUUAAAAGAAGGUGCACUUGAAGCCAAUGGAUGGUGCACCAUGUUGCCCGCUUACAGCAUCUCCAAGGUCACACUGAAUGCCUAUACUAGAGUUCUUGCCAAGAAGUACCCCAACAUGUAUAUUAACUGUGUGCAUCCUGGCUUUGUCAACACUGAUCUUAAUUGGCAUACAGGAACCAUGACUGUGGAAGAGGGAGCUAAAGGCCCUGUCAUGUUGGCUUUGCUUCCUAGUGGAGGGCCUUCAGGAUGUUAUUUUGAUCAGACAAAAAUUGCAGAGUUUUGACCUGGUUGCUUAGAUUAGUAACAAGUUGUUAUGAUCUAUUCUAUGCUAGAACCAUCCUACCUGAAUUUGGAAACAGUAGACUAUUGUUUGUCAACAUUGAUCCAAAUUGGCAUACAGGAACUAUGACUGUGGAAGAUGGAGCUAAAGGUCCUGUCGUGUUGGCUUUGCUUCCUAGUGGAGGGCCUUCAGGGUGUUAUUUGAUCAGACAAAAAUUGCAGAGCUUUGACCUGGUUGCUUUAGUAAUAACUUGUUAUGAUUUAUUCUUUGCUAGACCAUCUUACUUGAACUUGGCAACAGUAGACUAUUGUUCGUCAACAGUGAUAUUAUUUGGCAUACAGGAACCAUGACUGUGGAAGAGAGUAAAGGCCCUGUCAUGUUGGCUUUGCUUCCUUGUGGAGGGUCUUCAGGAUGUUA
Messenger RNA from Nelumbo nucifera (sacred lotus), 1856 nucleotides. Lineage: Eukaryota; Viridiplantae; Streptophyta; Magnoliopsida; Proteales; Nelumbonaceae. The record is from RefSeq and is a predicted model, not a curated record.